GUGAAGGGGACGGAGCGAGCCGGAGGCGGAUGGCGGCUGUGGAGGCUCCUCAUCUUUGGCGGCAGAGUCGCUGAGGCGGGGACGUGGGUCGGGCGCGUCCGGCGGUAGGAGCAGAGCGGUGGCCGCUCCCAACAUGCACAGCCUGGCGACGGCUGCGCCUGUGCCUACUGCACUGGCUCAGGUGGAUCGAGAAAAAAUCUAUCAGUGGAUCAACGAGCUGUCGAGUCCCGAGACAAGGGAGAAUGCUUUGCUGGAGCUAAGGAAGAAGCGAGAAUCUGUUCCUGACAUUGCACCCAUGCUGUGGCAUUCAUUUGGUACUAUUGCAGCACUUUUACAGGAAAUUGUAAAUAUUUAUCCGCCUAUCAACCCACCCACCUUGACAGCACACCAAUCUAACAGAAUUUGCAGUGCUCUGGCGUUACUGCAAUGUGUGGCAUCACACCCAGAAACCAGUUCAGCAUUUCUUGCAGCACACAUCCCACUUUUUUUAUACCCCUUUUUGCACACUGUCAGCAAAACGCGUCCCUUUGAAUAUCUUCGGCUAACCAGUCUUGGAGUUAUUGGGGCUCUGGUAAAAACAGAUGAGCAGGAAGUAAUCAACUUUUUAUUGACAACAGAAAUUAUCCCUUUGUGUUUGCGCAUUAUGGAAUCUGGAAGUGAGCUCUCUAAAACGGUUGCCACAUUCAUCCUGCAGAAGAUCCUCUUAGAUGACACCAGUUUGGCUUAUAUAUGUCAAACAUAUGAGUGUUUCUCCCAUGUCGCCAUGAUCUUGGGUAAGAUGGUCCUGCAGCUAUCCAAAGAGCCUUCCGCCCUUCUGCUGAAACAUGUAGUGAGAUGUUGCCUUCGACUCUCAGAUAAUCCCAGGGCACGUGAAGCGCUCAGGCAGUGCCUCCCUGACCAGCUGAAGAACAGCACCUUUGCCCAGGUGCUAAAAGAUGACACCACCACAAAACGUUGGCUUACACAACUGCAGAAGAACCUGCAAGAGGGCCAGGUCACCGAUCCCCGGGGCAUCCCCCUGCCCCCUCAGUGAUCCAACCCCAUCCCUUCCCACUACUCACACAAGUUGGGGUAGGGAGGGGGAACCUUCGAGGAAAACAGCUCAGGUUUUAUCGGCCGACCAAGAAUAGACAACCUCAAUGCUGAACUGCACUGGAGAAAAGGGGCAAGGUACCCCUGCUGAGGUGUAUGAGAUGCCCUCUCAGGCUGCCUUGGGGACCUGGGCUCCCUCUGCUACUCCCAGGAAAUGGGCUCCUGACACAGCAGUCUGCCACCACAGCCCCAGGAGGGUGUCAACACCAGCAAAUGCUGUAUUUGCAGCAUGCCCAAGAUGACCCUUCUCCCCACUUGUACCUGGCCACUGGCCAGAAGAGGAGACCGUCUUGAUAGCAGCAGCACUCUAGGCUUGGUGAACGUCUGGGACCAAGCCAUGUGGCAUUUUCUUAAUUUUGCCUUCCUGGAAGACUCAAGAUGUGCUUCUUCAUUCUCUCUCUCAGUAUUUGUUUACUAUGGUUUUUUGUUUUUAAUCUUGGAGAGAGGUGUGUUUAGUGGACACAAGCUGUAAUAUUCAGCAAAACUUUGUCAACUGGCACUGUUUACAAGUCUGUUGUUAGCUGCAUAAGCUCAAUAAAAAGUUGGUCUGGGCAUUACA
This is a messenger RNA of Hipposideros armiger (great roundleaf bat), 1651 nucleotides long. RefSeq names its product cell differentiation protein RCD1 homolog. Gene Ontology annotation, cellular component: CCR4-NOT complex. Gene Ontology annotation, biological process: mRNA catabolic process. The record is from RefSeq and is a predicted model, not a curated record. The transcript has a single exon. The coding region runs from base 134 to 1033 and encodes 299 amino acids. NCBI's taxonomy places the organism in Eukaryota, Metazoa, Chordata, Mammalia, Chiroptera, Hipposideridae.